Messenger RNA from Aedes albopictus (Asian tiger mosquito), 6979 nucleotides. RefSeq lists its product as uncharacterized. The record is from RefSeq and is a predicted model, not a curated record. Lineage: Eukaryota; Metazoa; Arthropoda; Insecta; Diptera; Culicidae. The coding region runs from base 700 to 4758 and encodes 1352 amino acids. The transcript is spliced from 11 exons.
UUGGGGGCAGUGAAUUUGAAAAUUCCUAAAUUUUCCAUCCAACUGGAGAAAAUAAUGGAAGAGCCAAUGUGAAAAGCAUAAAAAAAUAGUGAAAAAGAGAAAGCACAUCUGGUGGUGAUGAUGCCGCAGCAGUUUGCCAGAAAAGGAAGAGGAAAAUCGUUGGGCUGCCUUUGAUCCCUUUGCUUGCUGCGUGUGAAACAAGUGUGUUGGUGGCAGCUGGUUUGCUUCUCGAUUCUGUCGGUGUAUGAGUGCUUGGAAUUUGAUAGCUGCUGGCUGGCUGGCUGGCAGCCUGCUUGUGUUCCAAUAGGUAUAUCAUUGUGCAUUGCGUUUCCCGAAAAGAAAAAUUCGAUUUUCGUGAAAAUUGUUUGCGUUCUUGAGUGGAGAAAGUGACGAUUGAGUUGUGGUGUCAAUUUUGGAUACAAUUACGAUAAGGAAUUGCAGCUGGAUUCAUCGCAAACGAAGGAUUACGAACAGCCGUCAAUGGAAAGCAAUUAAUAGGUCACUGGCAUUCCGCAUGACACAAAAAUCGCUAACGUCUGCUGGCAGACCUAGAGAUGAACAGUAAGCAACGUAGAACUUUGAGGAGGACCGGUGUGAUCUAGUAUAGCACGAGAUAGCGCAUAUCCGAUCUCUAAGUAUAGGUUUCACAGUGUGACUAUGCGAUGCAAACACCUGCCGCCUGCCAACUAGAUCGUAACGAUGGAGACUGGUGAUACGGCCACCCUACCCAUGGGUACUGCGACACCUGCCCUUGUUCGUCCAAACACACUGCUGCCGCCCGAGAAAGAGCCGGUGAAUUUCCAAAUCAACCUUAUUGGGGCACCGCCAGAAGUAGAACAGCUGAUCGAGCAUAUCAAGGCCGUUGCAGAGCAAUUUCUGUACCACUGGAAAACUUUCCCUAUCAACUUGCCUACUCCUCUUUCGACCAGUCCGGGAGGUGGUGUAGGCAAUGGAGGAGGCGGAGGAGGGGGAGGCACAGUGGGCAGGAUAGGCGUUGCCAGCAACAACAAUACAACCAGCACCAAUCGGAAGUCACGCCCGAUCAAUCUGCGUGAUCUUUUCAUUGCGCCGCCGUUCGACGAACUGGAUGCAGUUGCAGCAGAUGGCACGGGUGAACCGCGGCUACUGAACAACACUCAACUGCGCUCGUUGCGUGAGAGAGGUGAGUUCGAGGUGCCCAGCCUGAACUUUCCCGGUCAAAUGCACCGUUGGAGACUGUCGCAGUUGCUGCAGAAAGGAUCGGAACGGACGCGUGAUUCGCUGCUCGGUGAUCUGGCCAUGUCGGCGCGAUUCCUAGUCAUUAGCGCCAAGGGGCGACUGUUUGGCCAUUUCUUCUCGGUGGUUCAUGCUGCGCACGCCUUGCUGCAAGGGCUGAUCAAGCUGGUCGAUAUGGUGAUCGGCGUUCCAUCGUUGUUGGCGCAAAAUCUAGAUAAUAAGAUUAAGGAAGAACGAUGCCGUUUUUUGGUAGCUGAGCUAGUUUGUAGAAGUGAGUACGAAGACUGUUUGGAUGCCCUUUGCAGUUACGUCCGGCAUCAACUUCGCCGAGCCACAAUGGAAAAGUUCGACGUUAAUUGUCAGCAGGCACAGCCCGUUCCGUAUCUGUACGUAACACCCAAAGGGCAGGAUAUAGAUUUGCGACUGUUUUCCAAAGAUAUUAUGCGCAAAGCACUGCCCAUAUUGGUAGGAAUUUUGGAAAAGGAAACUCGCGGAUGGUUUCUGCAUUUCCGCGAGCGUUUGAUAGCCGAGCUGCGGGAGCGCAAAAUGACCGAUGCCGAAAUUGAAGAGGAGGUAAACGAGGCCGUCAUGAAGGAAUACUUGCAGCGGGUUUAUACUUCUAUACUGUCGAAUAGCGAUUUAGCCGAUCUAGGAGAUAAUAUACCACAAUUGUUGGUACAACAGGCACAGUCAGUUGUUAUCAUGCACAAGGCGGUCGACAAAAUACAAAAGGAGCUGAAGAAAUCUCGUGACGAGCAUCGGAAGCUUCUUCAGGAGCAACAUCCGGUAUUGUCCCGCAUCGGGCCCUGGUUACGGGCAAAGCUGGAGGCCGGAGAGCAAUCCAAAAUUUCGAAAAUUACUUGGGGUGCCCACGAGGAAGCACUCAUAAUAGCCCAAAAGCACAACCUGCACCAGUCGGUGUAUUUUCUGACGCGCGAUAUGGCAUUCAUGAAGGAGAGGGAGCCGGUGCUGCUCAAGGAGCUGAAAAAUGCCAAAACACCAACGCGCAACUUCCAGUGGGCUUGCCGAAUAUGGUCACCAAAGUCGUGGAUCAUCCGGCGCAGCUUCCAGGGCCACUCGGAAGUGAUACCAACGGUCAUAACACAGCAGGCCACAUCGAUAGUUACCCCCCGGUCGGAUCCUAGUCAGCCAGUGUUCCUAGUGGAGAAGGAACUGGUACGCUCCACGAGCACCCGAUGGCCAAUGUGGCGUUUGUUGAAUCUUUUCCAGCGUACCUGGACCUGGACUUGGAACAUGAUGUUCCUGUUGGGCGUCAUUGUGCCCUGGUGCAGUCCGCUGGGUUUGCGAGCUCUACUUUGCGUGAAACCGUUUAUGGCAGAUCUGGAAUUGUCUCAGGUCAAUGGUACUCUGUUCCCUCGUAAAACCAGCAUUACUCAAACGAUGUGCUCAAGGCUGGUGGAAUUGUGGCGACACAUCUCGAAAGCUAGGACGCACUUUGAAACAGAACCGGACACGGGCUUUAUAGGGAAAGGCAUGACACGGCAUCUCAAUCGAUUGUAUAACUAUUUCAUAAAGGGUUUUCUUGGCUCAUUAUUGAUAAUGACCCUGUUUCCGUUGCUUUGUAUCAGUGUGAGUAUAAGUAGUAUAGCUUUCGCCAUCGCAGCCCCACUGUGGAUGCCCUUUAUUACGGUGACUUUGCACGUUUACAUGAUGAUGGUGUACGAUCUGGACUGUCCGGAUGAAAGUCGUCGGAAUCGUUACUGCAUCCUGCUGGAAGCCGUUGGGUGGAACAUUAUAAUGCAGGGAUUGAUACAACCCGUUGUGGCACUGAUAGUAGCCUCGUUCAUCUGUCCUGUUGUGUCGGUUUUGGUUCUGUUUGUGGGAGUUGCUCGGUACUGGCUUCGUCUCUUUUGGGACUCAAUCACGUUUCAUUUGUUCAUCAAGAAAUGUGGCCGCGUUCCGGCUAGCGAUAGUUUUGCUGUUAAACGUAUUGCUGGACCUGGUUUGGCUUUGGAUUACUACUUCUUAGUAAAACCCGAGCAAGCACUGGCUGCGUUCGAGGCCAAGAUGGAGCUGGACGAAUUACAGGCUUAUCAACAUUCGAUGGAAACCGUCAUAUGCCAACCACAAAAGGAUUUCAGCCAAUUUGUGGAAGCUUGCUUCGGUCCGUUCUCGGCACAGCUAUCGAAAAACGUCGGUCCCUACCGUCAACUGGAGCGCGAGGGACAAGACCUAAUGGCUUCCUUGCACGAAAAACUGGAGAAACGUCGAAGAGAUCUUCAAACCGGGCUGACGACCGCUGUCAAGUCAAGGAUCAAACUGAACACAAUGGAACUGAAGAUAGUUAUCCAGCAGUCGGCUUACAUGCUGGAGAAAUUCUAUCCGUCUCAUGUUAUAGCAAGGCUGUCUAUCAGCGAGGACGAAUUUUGGGAUGCCAAGGGUCUCUCCGUGGCCGAUUGGGCGGGUCUAGCCGGAAUGCUGUACGCCGAUAUAUUCAGUUUGGAUUUUCUCACUCCACUGUCGGAAAGUGACACUCAGUUCAAGCUGGAACCUCACUCGCAGCUAGAUCUAUCCCGUUACACUGAAAUGGUACAAAACACUAGUGAUAUAAUGGGCAUCAAUGGGCCGGAUCUCUUGGGCAACGUGUACGCCCCGCGUGGUAACAUUCAAGUUCACUCGCCGUACUUGGAGGUUUCCGCCUUCAACCCUCGCUCGCGGGUCAUGAUCAACUCCAGACGGGCCGAGAAGAGAAAUGACACUUCCUCGGGCCUGACCACUCCACGGGUGAGGGCUCGUCGGUCUCCGAUACCGACGCAAAAGUCCCGCAACAACUGGAAACCGUGGAAGCGAAAACAAGUGAAAACACAUGCCGCCGAUAAGCUGCUGAUUCCGCUUCCGAUUCCGCACCCCGUUCAUAUAGCCAUAUCAAUCUACAACCGUGAUUCGGACCAUCCCAUUCCGAUUGAAUCGGACAUAUGCUGGGACAUCCUGCGUUCGAUAGAAGAGUGUCAGGGCGAUCUGGAAGCGAUAGUGCGUUUUAGGGAAUCCGGCGGGGACGGAAAUCGUUCGGUGGGCAUAAGCGUAGAUGGAUUAGCCGCAAUCGAUUCCAGUAUCGAUUCGUUGGAUUCAAGCUCUUCCAACUCUGGGACCAAGGACAGCAUGGAUAUGAUAGCCGGGGCUAGUGAAACGUUACCUUGCACGAACCGAGAGGUAACGAUUAUAAUGCCAUCGACCAUUCUGGGUGAAGUGGACAAGCCGGAUGCCGCCGCGGACGAUGAGAACGAGGAUGCCACGGGGGAAGAAACGCCACCUGCUCCUACCCAUUUCCAUUGGACUUUGCGAAAUUGGGGCGGAGGCAAUGGAGCUCAGGAGGCGCAAGUGAAUCGUCGACGUAACACCAGCUACACUUAUAGCAGCAGCACAAGCGGCGGACCAGGAAACAUCAAUAGCGCUAGCACUAACUCUCAGAAUGACGCUCAAUUGGAGCAGAUUAGGGUGGACUUGGCCAGCCCGGAAGAUAUCUCGCUAGAUACUGAUAGUUCACGAGCCGUUUUCAGUGCUGCUUAUGGAACUACAGUUUGAAUAUUGAGAUAAUUUAUGCGUCAAGUUGUAAUUGUGUAUUUGUGAUAUAAAAAGUUACAGACCUACUUGUUUAACUUCAGUUCAAACUUACACUAUAGGAAAUACUUUCAAAUAUCUGCACCGUUCUCACAUUUCAUAAAUAUUGUUUUGUUUUAUUUAAAGUUUUAAAUAUAGUGUUUAUUUUUGAUUCAGUUUGUAGACGAAGUCAUUUUUAUCAUAUAUUUUUAAUUUACAUAUUAGGUUCAUCUAGUCUAUUUACAGCACGGCUCAACAAAACCAACUUGAGUUUGGUCAGCUACAAAUGUUACCUUCCCGAUAGGGUUUGAAAAGAAACUUCAAAUUUCAAUUCAAUGAUUUUACCUGAUCAAGUCUUACGUCUUACGUAACACAAUUUAGAGAGCUUCACAUAAAUAUGUGAGAUUUUCAUCGGCAACAGCAACGGCUAUCCUUGGUGGAUGUUCAUGAUUAUAGUUCAAAUGAAACAGAAAUCUUUCUAACAUUUGAAUACAAUAUAAAGAACUACUAAGUAUAAACGCUUGAAUUCAAGCGAUAAAUUCUUGCUUUUCUUAACAAUGACACGGACAUCAUAUUUUCACUUUUGAACCAUUUUUAUUUUUUUCGUUCUCAACUAUUAAAGCAACAAAAGCACCCUUCUGCGUUCAAUUCUCUUCCACUUGUCUUGCAAGCAAUGCAGGAUGAUACAUAUGAAAUUUUGAUCAAAAUCGAUGCAAUGGUAUAAUUUGCAGUUGAACAAAAUCAGUGUUGAGCCGUGUAAACACAAAUGGAUUUACUUCCGUUUUGUAACAUUUACAUAUAUUACUAUUUCCCAGAAUCGCAAUCCCGUACGCAACACAAGCAAACGGAUCCAUAUUUUGCGAAAUAUAUUUAAGCUAUUUAUGCUGUUCUAUUCGCUAUUAAUUGAUUGACACAAUAUAUUUACAAGAUCACUUGGAAGUGUCUCUCAAAAGCUCGAUGUUCUUGGAAAUGCAUUCGCAACGAGAAGGCAUUUACAAUUUGAUGUAAACCAAAUCGUGUGACGCUAGGCUAAUCUGAAGCUCGUAUAUUACUAACGCAUGAGAAAAACAUAGAUUUUUAUAUAUUUAGCAAAUAAACAAACACAGUUGAUCUGCCCGUAAUAUUAACCCUUAUGUGGCCGACAGGGUACCCGGGUACCCAGCGCCCAUUUAAAAAGCACGGUGUAGAAAAAAGCAAAAAAAUUGUCGGACACAUAACGGUUAAGUAGAAUUUGACAAAAACCAACUUGUUGAGAUUUUCUCUCUCCCCGUCUCUUUCUGUCCAUUUUGUUCCGAAAUUGUUUUACAGGGUAUAUUAUCAUUCUAUUUCUCAAGCAAAGUAAGAUCGUCAUGUUUUAUUAUCAAAUGCUUACAAAAUUCCAGGCCAUAUCAUUCCUUUUUUAUUGCACACAAUUCAGUAUAUACCGAUUGGGUUUCACUGUAAACAUUCUCAAUAUGACUAAUUAAAGGAAAAGAUAAAAAUGAAACAAUAACCUCAAUAGUUAAGAUCUACUUAAUACCGGAAUCUACAAUUUGAAUUAGUGUAUCUUGGAAGUAAACUCGUUAUACUUCAUCUACAAAUCUAGUUCUGUAAGACGGAAACUCACAAAGUAAAUUAGAACGAAAACGAAAAAUAUUUGACAAUUUUCAAUCACUAAAAAACCGCUUCACAAGAAACAAAACGACAAACCGCUGCAAAUCGAUAAAUGAAUAAAAACGCUCUCUUUACAUUCUAGAAACACGUGCACCCCUUCAUAUAAUUUAAGUGUCGACAGCACUCUAAGCAUUCGAUUUAUGGCUGCUUGAUUGCCACCAACCAGGUCUUAAUUUGCACCAUACUUUGAACAUUUCUUCAGUUCUGGCCAACGCCAAAGAUAACAAUAAUAGAAAGAAAUCAUUUAACGUACAAGCUUUUCUUCGAAUAAGGAACAAUAUUAUUUACACACACACACCGCCAAUCACCAAAAUCUCGGUUCUCUCUAGCUUCAAUGUAGGCUUCAACCCGUGACGCAAGAAUAGUACUCGUCUAGCAGCUAAUUAUAUUAUCGAGGGCAUAUCGUUACUUCUGCAUGCCUGUUAGUGUAUAUACAUACAAAACACAAACAUAUGAAUUAAUCGCUCACAGCAUAGUGGGUCCUCUUUCUUGAAUCUGAUUUCAUCGAGAAACCAAUAAAGUCAUCUGAUCGAUGAACCAGUUUGCGACUAAA